UAGGCCCAGUUGUAGUAUCGCAUGUGAUGCAUCAGCACUACACUGUUGAUCUGCUGUAAGCUCCUCUCCCCGAGGAAGGUGCCACCUUCAAAGCCAGUGGCCCUCCCCAAACACAUGUUAAACGUCUUACAGCCUGAGAAAAUCAGUAGAGCACAACAAAGCAAUAGGAGAGAGUGUGCCUUCCCCUAUUACAGCAAGCAAUGCUCCGGGCUGUGCUGUGGAUUCAAAGUUUAUCAACUGUGGGAUCUCUUGCUUUGGUUGCUUGUGACAUAAUUUAGGAUUACCAUGCCUGCAGUGUGAAGACAUUGCCCUUAAGGAUGCUUUCGUACUAUCAGGACAAACAAGGAGAAAUCUGAUCAGGACCCUGGGAAGAGUCCAAACUCCUUUUUUGAAAAGUGUCAUGGAUCACUAAGUCUUCACCUGAGCAGCCAUCACAGCAGUCAGACAACAUACCUCAGUUUAACGCAUCACUGGAAUGAUAACACCAUCAUUGUGAAGUGCCACCUUUGUACUGGCAUCAAAUGUUAGUGCUACAAGUUGAACUAAGUUUAGGGGAUGGGAAUGGGGACUGAACGUAUAGCAUUCCUGUCACCUACUGUCAGAAAUGAAUAUGUCCUUUACUGAGACGGAAUAUGCUACUGAAAAUGGCAAGCAGGAAUGUGAAGAGAACAAAAGAUGUUGCAAAACCAAAACAAAAAGGGAGAAGCUGGCAGUGGCUCGGUUGCAGCGGGAAGUUGCACGAAACGAGAGUGAAGGAACAAUGCGUGAGAAGCUGAUACAUGAGUUGGAGGAAGAAAGACGCAUGCGACUUGAGAGUGAGAAACGUUUAAAGGAGGUAAAAUUGGAGGCAGAACGUAAUCGGUCUCAGAUGCGCAUACUGCAGCAGCAGUUUUCCAGAAUGGAAGAGACGGUUCGAAACCUGUUACAAAAUCAAGGGUCUUUUGAAGAUGAUACAACUGAACCAGAUGAUAUUAUCAAAGAGUGCCAGGGAAAAUUAUGUGAAGAAGUAAUAAAACAAAAGGAUUCAUUAGAACAUCCAAACACUGAAGUGAUUGAAGAUUGUAAAAGUGGGAAUGAUAGCAGUGAGGAAGAAAAAACAAAACAACUCCUAGAGCGUUUAAAAACCUUAGAGGCAGAAAACUCAGCAUUGGCACUAGAAAACGAAAACCAGAGAGAACAGUAUGAGCGAUGCCUUGAUGAGGUUGCCAAUCAAGUUGUUCAAGCUCUUCUAACUCAAAAGGAUUUAAGGGAAGAAUGUUUGAAACUGAGAUCACGGGUGUGGGACUUGGAACAGCAGAAUCGAACACUGAGUACCCUUUUCCAGCAGAGACUAAGACCAGCUUCUGAUUUGCUUUUUCAGAAACUCCAUUCUCACUUUUUUGAUCUGUCAUCUGGAGACCUGGUUUUAGAGCAAGACAAAAGGAGAAGCCUAGUUCAUCCAAGAGCAACAGAAUUUCGUAUUCAUGAUUCCCAGCUGAAUAGUAAACCUGGAAAACAUGUUUUAAAAUGUCAGGCUCAAUUAAAUAUGACAGGAUCCAGUCAACUGUACCCCCAGAGCAGCUGUAGCAGCAGUGAACUCUCUUUGUCGAGUGUCUGUAGUGAAUAUUCCAGUGGAUCGUGCACAUGGAAUGAUGGAAGAGCAUGCAGUAAAACAUCAUCAGCAAAAUGCAGCAAAAGAAUUAGUACCAGCUCUUCUGUCCCCAGCAACUUGUCGAGCCCCAUUGAUGAACUUCCUCCAGUUCAAAAAAAAGAAUGUCACAUUUUAAAAGGACUUAAGAAACUACAAAACAAUAAAUUUUUGCUUGAACCUUCUUCCCUUUUGUCAAAAUGGGGAUACAAGGACUGCAUGGACUCUAAUGAAGGCAUUUACUCCCCCGGAACAAAAUGUGCCCAUCAUGGUAAGCAGAAGACUGCUGUUCCGAAGAGACCUGUAGAUGUAAGCACAUGCAUUCAUCAUAGCAGAUCCUUCAUUUAUGAGUCUGACUCCCACGAUGACGCAGAUGAUGAAUCAACAGUGCCAUCUCUGUUGCAUGAAUUGCCAAGGAAAGACUGUAGAACACAUUGUAAGAGAUUGACUCAUAGUUUGUCAGAAAAUGUUUUUAGCUGGGAACACAGAAAAGCAGUAGCAGAAAGGGUUCCAUUCCUUAAUUCAGAAGAAAGGCCAGAAAAACUCACCAGUUUUGUAAACUAUUUCCACAAUGGCCUACAGGCAUGCACUUCAACAGAUAUAAAACCAACAGAUUUGCACUUUGAAGGAAGAACUGCUGAUAGAGAUUGCAAGGACAUAAUUCUACGGCUUUCUGACACUGAAGACGUUGAAAUUCUUGAUGAACUACAUAUUGGUAGUACAGAUGAGAAAAAUUCUGCAGAGCUUUUAAAGAAUUCAUGUGCAGAUGUUCUGGACAAGGUAUCUGACAGAAUUUCUGAUCUUAAGAAACCUCCUUGCCUGACAUCAGAGAAACUAGGCACUGUAUCAUCGCCUUUCUCAGAUAUUAGCCAAAAAAAUUGUAAUUUUGCAAAAGAGCAGAAUAUCAUAAAGAAAACAUCAUCUCAAGAAUGCAUUACUAUAAUAUUUGAUGCUGAGGAUGGGGAACCAAUCCAGCUGUGUUCCCAGCAAACUGGAAUAAUUGCAUUAAGUCAGAGACAGUCUCCCGUAGGCCAACAACACACUUACUGUAGCACAAAAUCCACAAAUCACACAUCUCAGGAAUUAUCUAGUUGCCACACUGAAAAGGAGAGUUUGAACUAUUCUGUGUUAGAGUCUUCAAAAGGUGAAAUAUUUCAAAGACAUUUAAAAGACAACCUAGAUGUUACAGCAACAGCUGAUCCUAGCUUAUGCAUUAACUCUUUGCAUUCUGCUAAGUUACCAAUUCAAAAUUCUCAGCAACAAAAAUUAAGUAAGCCAUCCAGUAAAUCUUACAAAAGUAACUCCUGUUCUGCAAUGCUGCCUUCUGUUCCUCAAAAACAUGUAACAAAAAUACCUGGAAAAGGAAAAUGCUCACCUCAAAAAGCAAAUAAUUUUUCUGCUACUGAAGUUGCUCAUGGUUCCACAUUAACUGGUCAGAAUAGCACAGAAAAAUCCCCAUCUUCUCCCCCAGUGAAACUCUCUAAAUUUAUAAAAGCACCAUUGACUUGUGGUCUGAAUGUAUCUUCCCAGACAGACAUGAGCAUUCUAAAGCACACUGUAGUUGUUCCAGAAAGUGCUAAAGUUUCAUUUAGGAAUGAUGGGACAAAAGAACAGUGUGCUGAAGUUACCGAAUAUGAUUUCCUUCCCAGACAUCAGAAAGGACUCUGUGAUUCUAAUGAACUGCCAACACAAGAUAAACACUCUGAGUCAGAAAAAACAAAAUCUCAUUCACUCCUUUCACCCUCAGGUAAACCAGUAUCAUUGUUAUUAAGACCAAACUAUGAACAUUCCUCUCCUGCUUCAGAAAAAUCAGGGGCCACUUCUUGUAAUGAAACACAUAAAACAGUUUUUUCAAAUAUGAAACUUCAGUAUGUUAAUAAGUCUGCAGAGCAGCAGAAUCCAUCAAAACUGUCUACUUAUUCAGCAAGUGGUUCAGAUUUGACUGGAAAAAAUGUAGGGCAUCUUAACUGUGAUGUGAAAACGCAAACUCCCAGUGAUGCCAUGCCCACAGAAGCUCAUUCUCAAAUACAUCACACACCUACAAAAUUGUUCAAUAAAAGGAGUCCUGUAAAAUCAUCUGGUCCUGUGGAGGAAGGCUUUGAUAGAGACAUAAAUGACAUGCAAACAAGAAAGACCAAAAAUCCAUCCUUUACAAACAUUCCCCAGAAAAUACAUUUUCAGCACACAUCUCCAAGCAAAACAGGGCAAACAAAUGCAGAAGGGAUACCUCAGCAGUCUAAAUUGUCAAGAUGCACAACAGCAUUGCCACAAUGUAACAUGAUUAAUAAUAGUGAAUCUUCUUUAGCUCAGGUCAGUUUUUGUGAAAAAGAACCAUUACCCCACGGUGCUGAAAAUGAAAACAGUCUACACACUGCUCAAGAGGUGUCCUUAAAGACAUCAAUUCAAGAUGGAAGUAAAGCAUUUGCUAAAUCCUCACAGAUCCUCAGGAAAGGUUCCAUAGUUCCUGCAAAGCAUGAAAAAGACAAUAUUAAUUCUGCUUCAAAAGACAGUUUGAGUUUAUCUAGCCCUACACCAGAUGUCCCAAACCAUGCAAUAGACAGUGGACCUAUCAGUCCUGAACCACUGGGCAGUGCUGAGAAAGAUGAGUUUUUCAUUAAAUUAAAUAGGCAAAAAAAUUCAUCUCACUUACAUGACAUGACAAGUUCAGUACAUGAUAAAGGAGAAGAGCUGGAUAACAAGUUGUUUAAGAGAUCAUUUUCUGCUGUUAACAAGCCACAUUUAAAACCUGCCCUUGGAAUGAAUGGAGCAAAAGCCCGCAGCUACAGUUUCAGUGUACAAACUGGAGAAAAGCAAAGUUCUACCAUGUUAGAAGGACUUGGAAAAGUACGAACCCAAAUUAUUACUAAUUCUGCAGAAAGAGGAACCUCUUUAUCAAGACAGAACUCAUUAGUUGAAGGACUUCAGGGUAAAGUUAGUGUAUCAGGACCAGAGGACAGUGCAUGUUCCUUCAAUGCAAUGGAAUUGUCGUCCUCAGUUCAAGGCUCUCAUGGAAGCCUGAACUGCACAAGUAGCCAGCAAAAUAGCCCUAGUAAAUUACCCUGUAGAACAACUCAAAAUGUAGAUGACCCUCUUACCUGUUCAAAAAGUGAAGAAAGUAAACCUCUUCACAAUGAUAUACAAAGAGUACCUCUCAGUAAUAAUUCUGGUGUUAAAAUUGAAAAACAUAGUAGUCUGCUUGCAAAAGGGACAUUGCAAAAUGUAAAUGAAGCAACACGAUCACCAAGUCUGCUUUCAGAAACUAUAAAGCAAAGUACAAGUAAAAUGAAGACCCCCUCAAAAGUUGAAAUAAACAUGCCAAAAAGAGGUAGCCCCAUAAAAAAUUCAGAUAGUGUCUGUAAAGUAACUAACAUAAAGAUGAAGCAGGAACAACAGCCUACAAUAGAAGAAAAAGUAAUGAUGGGCAUUCAGGAAAACAUGCAAAAAGGGCAAGAUAAACUACCAAAUGGAGAGGCACGACAAAAAACUGGAGCGUCAAUAGUAAGUUGGUUUGGAUUUCGUAAGAGCAAGCUUCCACUAAGUGGAAAGAAAUCAGACUCCAGUAAGGGGAAAGAGGAAAAGAAAGAGAUAAAGACCUCUACAGGGCAAGCAUGUAAGCAAACAAAAUCCGAGAAGAAAAAGGACAAGAAGAAAUAUGAACAUUUGUAUGGCAGCGAAAAUGAAAAGAACAAAAACAGUGCGCGUGCUGACAUGUUGGACUGCGAAGUAAAUAGUCAGCACAAUCCGUUUUCUCAAGCUUCAUGUGGUCAAUCUAAUCCUGAAGAAAUUGAAGAUUGUUCCCCUACAACUUGCAAAAGAAAAGACCAGUUUAUCAAGGAACUUUUAAACAGAGUUGAUAAGAAAGCAGCACAGCAGACAGAAAGCAGAAAAAAUCAUGUUUCCUACAGGAAUAUGUUGAAGGGCAGCUCCCAGGACUCUGCUUUUCUGAGUAACUCUAUCAGCAGUCAAGAAUACACCAUGAAAAACAGCAGAACGAAAGCAGAUAUGGAAAUUCAGAGCAAAACUUUGACUAAUGAGAUGUCAAUGAACUUGACUGAGAAUGAUGAAGUAACAACUGUAGAGACAGCAGGUCAAGACAGCGGGAUAGAAUCUAGUUGCCAGAUGAGAACGCUGGACAGCGGUAUAGGUACAUUCCCUCUUCCUGAUUCAACAUUUAGAACCAAUGGGCGAUACUUUAUAAAAUCCAAAUCUAGCCUGGAGUCUGAGGCAGUCAUACCUCCUGAACAUGAAUUUCUUCAUUCAGGCCUUCCUACCAAAGCUAGGACCCUUGAGAGAGAAGUGCCUAUAGUCCCUGAAACCUACUGUGCUGUGGACAGCAUUGUUAAUCAUUCUUUGUCAGAUCCUACUGUCACGGAAAGAGUUAUCCAGUCUUUUCAGAGCUGCCUUCCUAAGCCAGCCACCUCAGGUAUAGAAAUUCAUAAGAGAAAGGACGAUAUUAAUAAGGCCUUCACAUCUUUCACGCAUCCAGACAUGACUAGGAAACAAGCAGAUAGGCAAAAUAAUGCGCAACAGCAGAUCACCAAGCAGUCUGCAAAGUCACAGGAAAAAGCUCUAAGAGUAAUCACUUACUCCACAAGCAGCAGUGAUACGGAGUCAGAAACUGAGUAUGAAAGUAAUCAGCUUGCAAACAAAGGGGAAGAAUUGCUCAGGAAAAUGAAAACCAACAAGCAUGUUGCUGCCAAGGAGGAAGACAGCACUUCCGAGAAAACCUUUAUUGCUAAUCCAGUUUCAAUCAUGGACCUCUACCAACACAAUCUUUAUGUCCAUUUUGGAGAAAAGGAGCCCCAGCAGGUUUCACAUUUCAAAAUUAUUGAACAGCUACAAGAGAAUACUUGCAGUGAAGCAAAAGAUGAGGCUGUUUCUAGAUUCCAGAAACUGAAAGAAGACGGGAAAGAAGACCCCAAGCUUAACAGUUUAUCUAAAAUCACCUUGGAGUCCCUUAAUAAAUUUAACUGCAAUAGUGUCAGGUCACUGGACAAAGAGACUUGUUCUGCAAAUAAUACAGAAGGAGAAAAAGACAGCAAAGAAAAUGAAAAAGCUGUUGUAUGUACCCCCCACAAGCCUGGUGUGGAAAAUUCAGAAACUUUAAGUGAUUCUUUAUAUGAUAGCUUCUCAUCAUGCGCCAGCCAGGCUUCCAAUGAUGUAUGAAGACACUUGAAAUGAAAUGUGCAUUGCUAUCUAUAAUUCUCUUACAAUACCGAGUGGAAAAAUAAAUAAAUAAACUGAGCUGCUGAAAGUGACUUAGAAUUGUACCUGCAAAGCAGGCAAUUUCUGUUCUGGCCUUCCUGUUUCACACAGCAAUAAUAAAAGACUACUUUUCGUAGCAGUGCUUACAGCUUUUACAAGUUCUUUUAUUAUACAAAAAGAAAACUUUAUUUUGCACUGUUUCAAAAUAAUGUAUAGAUGUUUGUAAAUUAAGAAAGAAAAAGAAUUAUAUUUGUAGCAAAAAGAUGAAAGCAAUAAAUAACAUUUGGUACCAUGGUUUCUGCAGUCGCAAAUAUCUAACUGUAUAAAUGUGAGACUUGUAAUGAAAUGGUCUGUUGGUUUUAAAUAUACAUGGAUCCCACAACUGCUUUUCUCAUUAUGUUUGGCAUAAACUUGCUGCCUGUAAAGUUCAAGCCUGACCAGCAGCUCAACACCACAUGCAGCAGUUUUAUUGCUUUAGAGAACCCUGUUUAAACACAGUUUCAGUUCAGAAAUGCAUUUUUUGUUUGUUUUGAGAAUAUGAACAGAAGUGCAAUAAUUCAAACUUAAUUUGCAUAAAACAGCACAUAAAAUGGAACAGAGUUUGGCUUUAAUCAAAAUACGUCGCAGCUUGGAUUAUAGUAUGUCACACAAAAAUUACAGAAGUAAAGUACUUCUGAACUUGGCACUAGUUGAAGCAUCUUCACUGUAGAACAUUUCUAACUCGCUAAAUGCCUGUAAGGAGUAAAUAAUGCAGAAUUCAUUGAUGCUAUCUUGUUAUUAAAAGAGAACCCAUCUGCACUUGUUGCAUGCAUACACUCCAAAUAUGCCAUGUGAACACUAUGAAGCAAUAUGCCAUAUUUCAAUUGAUUGUCCCAGUUAAUAAAAAGGAAAUAUGACUCAUUUAAACAGUCAUACCUUAAGUUUGCUUGCAUUCUGACCAUACAUUAUUAAGGUUGUGGGACGCUUAACCAGAGUAUUUACAUUGUUGACAAAACAUCACAAACUACUUGUUAAAAAGUAAAAACAUCAAGAAGAAUUAAGUCAUAGAAAAGUCAUCAUUUAUGACUGUUUAUUCAUUUACCAUUCCUCAGUUUUAGCAGAGCUGAGAAAUUUUGAUUUUCCGAAGGAUUUUGUCUUCAUGUUACAAUUUGUCUAUACAUAUAUUUCUUGUUAAGCAUUAACGCGUACAAUGUUUGGGAAGAGUACAUGCAAUUUCAUUUAUUUUUUUCUUCUCCACACUUAUAAACUAGAAUAAAUUAUACUGAUGCAUUGCAAGAAUUCUUUGCCUAUAAUGUUUGCAGAGAAAAGUCACACAUAUUAAUGGUAGUCAUUAGAUAUAAACAAAUGCAGAAAAACUACAACAUUUUCAAAAUUUGGAUCGUUUCAAGCAAAGAGAAGUGAUGUCUGAAUACAAAUGGAUGCAACUUGUGCCUUUAAUUUUAAAUAACUUUAUUACUUGCAGGCGGUGUGGUUAUUUAGAUUUGUUGUUAGUUACUUUAUUUCAUGGCUCGACCUUUUCUGGUCAAUGUUUUAUGUGUUGUGAUUUCAUUUGUUUGAUUUUAUGAUAGAAAUCAAGAAAUCAUAUAUAAAAUUUAGCCAGGGACAGACAUAAGUCUGGGAUUCAAUCCUGACCUCCACUGACUUUAUGGUCUUGCAUAUAUAUUCCUUAUGUCAGCAUGUUUUUUGUCUGGGUACUCCAGUUUCCUCCAACCUGCCAAAAACAUGCUACUAAAAUAGCCACACUAAAUUGUCAAUUUGCGUAUGUUAUAAUUAUCAAAGCUGAGGAACAACUGGAGCCGGAUCACUUCCAAACUUAUGUCAACACAACUUUAUUCCAAAAUUAUCUGAGUUAAGCCCUUACAUCCAAAUGACCUCAUCAGAUGAUCUUUUUCAUGAAAACACUUAGCUCUGACAAUUUGGGAAUAACGUUGUGUUGACAUAGGUUUGGAAGUGAUUCGGCUGCAGUUGUUCCUCAACUUUGAUAUUUAUGAAGAAGUUCUUUCGAUGAAGGAGCUUAACUCUGACAAUUUUGGAAUAAAGUUGUGCUGGCAUAAGUUUGGAAGUAAUUCGGCUUUAGUUAUUCCUCAGCUUUGAGAUCUGAGUUCAUUAUUUUUGUUACUAGUUUGUUUAUGUUAGAAUUAUCUUUGUCAUUAUGGUCCAGGCCAUCUCUGAAAAGGGUUUACGGCCCAGAACACUGACAUUAAAUAAAUAAAAAAAUAUUUUUUAAAUUCUAUUUUCUUUUAAAUAUGGGUUCCAUGACCUGUCGUGCAAUUCCUCACAACAGACAGAUUUUACUAUAACAUGUCACUUUUGUUUUAAAACCUUAGAAUGUGUCUGACUGCAUACUUUUCAUUCUGAUAUGGAAGUAUUACUGCUUUUAUUAUUUUGUUAUAAGGUAAAGUAAUAUAUCAAUCUGUUGUAAAAUCUCAUUUUCUCUAUGGCAAAUUUUGACUAAAUACACACAUAUGUGAUUUUGCAUAUAGAUACCCCCCCCCCCAC
Molecule: messenger RNA, 9331 nt
Organism: Protopterus annectens (West African lungfish)
Lineage: Eukaryota; Metazoa; Chordata; Ceratodontiformes; Protopteridae
Gene: NCKAP5
Product: NCK associated protein 5
Exons: 19
Coding region: 605-6793 (2062 amino acids)
Biological process (GO): microtubule bundle formation; microtubule depolymerization
Cellular component (GO): microtubule plus-end
Source: RefSeq, a predicted model, not a curated record